AAAAUUUUUUCCUCUUCCCCUUAAUUUAUUUAACACCAACCAGGCAAGAACAUUAGUGUUCUCGCGUGGCUCUGACGUCAUGUGACAGCUGCACAUCAGCGUCCUAAAUUGACAGCACAGUUUAUAUGGCUGCAAAUCGCAGCUUAGGCAGGAAACGCUGCGGGACUCUGACGUGCAGCCGGGUGAUUACUCAACCAAACGUUGCAAGAAUCACGGCCAGGUGCGUUGCAGAUCCCUCGCGCAAGGAGUGGCUGGAGGGAUCUUGACAAUAGCAAGGAUUGUCUGGUUUCACUGACCAGACUGGCGAGCUAAAAUAAGCAGGAUCCAGAAACACAAGACUUAUCUGGGAACAUUCUUCCGAACUAAUUGGAGGAUCAGCUCAAGUCCCCAUUGAAGGAAGUGGAUUAUUUUGGGUUUUUUCAUCAUCAACAAAGACUGGUGGACGUCCUUGGUAUAAGGAACUUUAACUUGUUUUUUCCUUUAAACUAUGGACUAAUGUGUAUAUAUAUUGUAAAUACUAAAUACAACUCACCAAUUUGCACCAUCUUACUGUCUCUGUGCUUUACAAAUUGCCAUCUCCUCCAGUAGCCGAACCUAGCUAGACUUUAAGAACUGUUUGGAUAAAUUUUAAUUCUGAUUAUUUAAAAUCUUGUUAAUCCUUGAACGCAAUGUGGGUUACAUUACUUGGCGAGCUAGCCAGGAGGUUGUUGGCAUUUUGUUAAACACAAAUUUAUUUUUUCCUCCUGUCAUCAUCAAUAUGGAUGAAUUUCAAAACCUUGAUGUAAAAAUUCCCAACUCUGUUUUGGUUGAAGGCAUUUCAGGUGAAGAUGAUAAAGAGGAAGUAUUUGACUUUUUGAAACAAUAUGGUAAGAUAACAAAGAUUGAAAUCAUUUCUGAAGCGGAUUCUGAGUUUGAGGGCCAGCUUGUGGUUGAAUUUAGCAGUGGUACAGUAGUAGCUGAAUUGCGUUCAAUUCUGCCAUAUGCAUUCAAAUCAGCUGAGAAGUCAGAUACAUUUUUUAUUUCUGAAUUAGCUGUUGUAUAUGCAGAACAUGUUGCACGGAAUAAAACUAAUUCUUAUUUACUUGAGUUACAGAAACUUGCAAAGCAUUCUGGCAUGGACUUUGCAGAGGUGUUAAAAUCCACGAUGACUCAGAUUGGACAAUCAGUUGCUGAACUUCACUCAGCUGCUAAGAUGGAGGAUCCUGAUGAGAAGUCUGAGGUUACGGCAGCAUCUGCAGAUCCAACAAUGAAGAAAGAGCCAACGUUGUCAACUACCGCUGAUCCUAAAGUUCCCAGACUGAGAAGUGAGCAGCAACCUACUUCACGACAGAAACCUUCUCUUCAUGAUGGUGAUAUCCAACCACUUGAAGUCCAGCGCUACGUGGUGGAACACAUUAUGAAAGCUGAGGAAAGUGCUUACCAUCUACAAAGGCUCCGAGUGUUUUCUGGACGGCUGCCUAGACCAGCACAUGAAGCAGACUAUGAGACCUGGCAUUCAGGAGUGGAUCUGCUAUUAAAAGACCCAUCAGUUUCUGAGCUUCAGAGAUCGAGGAGGAUCGUGGAGAGUUUACUUCCCCCAGCCGCUGAUAUGCUGAAACAUUUAAGUUCAGAUACUCCACCUACAGUGUAUCUGAACAUAUUGGAUUCGGCAUAUGGCACAGUACAAGAUGGAGAAGAACUUUUUGCAAAAUUCAUGGACACUUUCCAAGAUGCAGGGGAGAAGCCAUCUUCAUACCUCCAGCGGCUGCAGGUAGCAUUAAAUUUAGCCCUGAAACGAGGUGGUGUGUUGGCCAAGGAUGUAAACCGACAUCUCAUAAGCCAGUUCUGUAGGGGUUGUUGGGACAACACUUUGAUUGCUGAACUCCAAUUAAAACAAAAGAAACUGGUCCCACCUAGUUUCUCUGAACUGCUAUUGCUUCUGCGUACCGAAGAGGACCGGGAGGCAGCUAAAACUUCCCGGAUGAAACAAUAUUUGGGGUCCACCAAACAAAAAGUAGUCAGUCAUGCGCGAUUGACUUGUGUUGAUACAGGUGAUGGUGGAGCAGUUGCUGCUUUAACCAAAUUGACUCAGCAGUUAGCAGAACAACUGACAGAUGUACAGCAGCAGCUGGCUAAGUUAACAUCCACCACCACCCAGCCAAGGAUUACAUCACAACCUAAGGUUGAAGGUGCUGCUGGACAGUCUGUUCCGUAUCUGGGGUACGUGGAGCUGGUCAUCACAUUCCCUGAAGAUUUCAUAGGAGUAAACACAGAGGUACCAACUCUCGCUCUGGUGGUCCCAGAUACUAGUCCUGAUAGGCCAUCUAAUGUACUUAUUGGCAUGAACACACUAGAGCCACUGUAUGAACAACAUCUUAGCGGUAACCAUGUACAAUUUCAACCCAUGGCCCAAGGAUAUCGAGCGGUCCUGAAACUGCUACAGUUAAAACACCAGCAAAAUCAAUCAGGAAAUGCAGGAACUGUCAGGCUAUUAAGCACCACUCCAGUCCUUAUUUCACCUGGUCAAACUAUUGUCUUGGAGGGUUCUGUUAAAAACACCCCUCCAUCUGCAGAUAAGUGAGCCAUUGUUGAACACCCUAGCUCACCUUUACCAGGGGGUUUAUGUGUUCAGAGUUGUCUAAUUACAUUGCCACGGCAUCCACCAUAUAAAGUCCCAGUGAUCAUGAAGAAUGAAUCAGAGCAAGAGGUGUCCAUAUCACCAUUAACCAUUAUUGCAGACAUUGGGUCAGCACCUACUGUUUUGUCACAACAAAUCACAUCUCAAACCUCACAACGAACCACUUUGGAGUUUAACUUUGGAGACUCUCCUAUUCCACCUGAGUGGAAAGAACAUAUUAUCAACAAAAUGAACAGCAUGCCUGAAGUAUUUUCUCAUGAUGAUAUGGAUUUUGGCUGUACAGAUGCAGUUAAACAUACCAUUAAACUUAAUGAUGAAACGCCUUUUAAACACAGAGCAAGGCCAAUCCAUCCCCAAGAUCUGGAGGCAGUCCGUGAACAUCUUAGAGACCUGUUUGGAGCUGGCAUUAUAAGAGAGUCUAAAUCACCAAUUUCCUCUCC
Messenger RNA from Xiphophorus couchianus (Monterrey platyfish), 3057 nucleotides. RefSeq lists its product as uncharacterized. The record is from RefSeq and is a predicted model, not a curated record. Gene Ontology annotation, molecular function: RNA binding. The coding region runs from base 758 to 2560 and encodes 600 amino acids. The transcript has 2 exons. NCBI's taxonomy places the organism in Eukaryota, Metazoa, Chordata, Actinopteri, Cyprinodontiformes, Poeciliidae.